Messenger RNA from Clarias gariepinus (North African catfish), 2247 nucleotides. Its product is annotated as guanylate-binding protein 1-like. Gene Ontology annotation, molecular function: GTP binding; GTPase activity. Bases 9 to 1862 code for a protein of 617 amino acids. NCBI's taxonomy places the organism in Eukaryota, Metazoa, Chordata, Actinopteri, Siluriformes, Clariidae. The record is from RefSeq and is a predicted model, not a curated record. The transcript is spliced from 10 exons.
UUAAAGCAAUGGAGAAGCCGGAAUGUCUGAUAAGCACUGAUUCUGAAGGACGUCUGUAUGUUGUGAAGGAAGCCCAGAAAAUACUGGAGAGGAUUUCUCAGCCAGUUGUUGUGGUAUCUAUAGUGGGUCUCUACCGCACAGGGAAGUCUUACCUCAUGAACCAUCUAGCAGGACAACAAACAGGCUUUGCUCUGGGCAGCACCAUAGAAUCAACAACUAAAGGCAUCUGGAUGUGGUGUGUCCCACACCCCACUAACCCAGGAUACACACUGGUUCUACUGGACACUGAGGGCCUCGGGGAUGUGGACAAGGGUGAUGAAAAGCAUGACACAUGGAUGUUCUGCCUGGCUGUCCUGCUAAGUAGCACUCUGGUCUACAACAGCCUUGGAGUCAUAGACAACAAUGCACUCGAGAAGCUACACUAUGUGACAGAACUGACUGAGCACAUCCAGGUGAAAGCACAGACAGGUGAUGACCAUGAUAACUCAGCAGAGUUCAUGAGAUAUUUUCCCUCCUUCAUCUGGGCUGUGCGAGACUUUAUGCUGAAGCUGGAGAAGGAAGGCAAGGCCAUCACAGCUAAUGAAUAUUUGGAACUUGCUUUGAAGUUUAAAAGUGGUGUUUCUGCCAGUGUUGAUAAGUUCAACCUGCCCAGGCGCUAUUUGCGUAGCUUUUUUGCAGAACGAAGGUGUUUUGUAUUCCCACGUCCAACUAGAGAUGAUGAUGACCUAAUAAGAAUGGAGGAGCUAACUGAGAAUGACCUCAACCCACGAUUUCUAAAGCACACUAAGGAGUUCUGCAGCUAUGUGUUUAGCAAUGCAAAACCAAAAACCUUAGCAAGAGGACAGACGCUCACUGGCAGUGCUCUUGGGAGUCUGGCAGAGAUCUAUGUGGAGGCAAUUCGUAGUGGUGAGGUUCCUUGUCUGGAGAGUGCAGUGGAGACUUUAGCUAAAAUCCAGAAUGAGCGGGCCAUCGAACAGGGCCUGCAGGUCUACCAUGAUGUUUUGGAGGCAAUCCGCCUUCCAGUAGACCCAUCUGAACUAUCGAACAACCACAGCAAAGCAGAAACAGCAGCUAUCAAAGUCUUCAUCAGCACUUCCUUUAAUGACACUGAGCACAAUGCACAGCAGAAGCUCAAUGAAGAGAUCCAGACUUUGUAUCAGAAUCGGUGUAAUCAGAAUAAGGAGGAGUGGUCAAAUGUUUGUAAGAGGGAACUCAACCAGGUGUUUAGCCAGUUGGAGGCAGCAAUGAAAAAUGGUUCAUUUAUGCGGCCUGGUGGCUACACAGAGUAUCGCAAUAAACUGCAGAGCUGCACAAAUGACUACAAGGCACGCACAAGCAAAACAUUCAUGAGUGAGGAAGUGUUAAGUAAGUAUUUGAGGGAUAAUGAACAGUUUGAGAAGAAUAUUCUUUUAGCUGAUCAGUGCCUCAAUGCAGCAGAACAGAAAAAAGAAGCGGAGCGUUUGCAAAAGGAGGCUCUACAACGGGCGAAUAACAUGUUAGUGAAUACAACAAGGCUUCAUGAGCAGGAACGCCGCGAACAGCAAAGGACCUAUGAGAAGAAUGUGACCCAGCUGCUGGAACGGAUGGAUAAAGAAAGGCAGCGAGCAAAAGAGGAUAAUGAACGAGUGAUGGAGGCUAAGCUUAGAGAGCAGAAGUUUCUGUUGGAAGGUGGAUUUCAGCAAAGAGCUGAUGACAUGAAUAAACAAAUUAACAGUUUGAAAGGAGAGAUGAUGAAUUCUGAAGCAAUUCUGACACAGUAUAAGGAAAUAGCUAAUAACAUGAAUAAACAGAUUCAAAGUUUGAGAGGAGAGAUAAGUAGUAUAAGUUCCAAAUCAAAUCAGUCGUCAUGUCUCAUUCUUUAAGUGUUACAGUAAUAUUUUUAUUUUUUAAUCUGGGGAUGAAUGAUUAUACAACAUGCUGCUUUGAGCACAGUCUGGGUUGGGACUUCAAAAGCCUAAAGUAAGCAUGCUUUAUCUUCUCCAAACAUUUCUGAUGUGUGUUUGGUUUCAAUGUCUCGUUCAAACAGUAAUUUUAUCAGAAAUUUACAGUAUUGUGAAACUCUAGUGUGUACAUGGGGAAGAAAACAUGAAAACACAAAUUUAUAUAUUAUUUUGACACCUUCCAUUGUGUAUGCUAAUUUUUCUAACCUUUCUUUGUAUUAGGGCUCAGCUCCUCAACUGAGUUGUGUUAUAAAUUAGAGCAUUUAAAAGCUAAUGGAUGACAGCAACUGCUCUAUUGCUAGAUGUA